This is a messenger RNA of Gossypium raimondii (Peruvian cotton), 1759 nucleotides long. RefSeq lists its product as uncharacterized. Gene Ontology annotation, molecular function: metal ion binding; ubiquitin-like protein conjugating enzyme binding; ubiquitin protein ligase activity. The transcript is spliced from 2 exons. The record is from RefSeq and is a predicted model, not a curated record. Bases 358 to 1599 code for a protein of 413 amino acids. Lineage: Eukaryota; Viridiplantae; Streptophyta; Magnoliopsida; Malvales; Malvaceae. Gene Ontology annotation, cellular component: endoplasmic reticulum. Gene Ontology annotation, biological process: ubiquitin-dependent protein catabolic process.
CAUUAAUUUACAAAAUAUGCUGAAAUACAGAGAAUCCUCCCUCUCCUCUCUCACGCUUUCUCUCCUCUGAAGGCUUGAAUGAAUUUUCUAAUAAUCUGAAUUACUUCGUAUAUUUUCUAUUUAAUUCUUUUCGUUCAUGUCUUAUAUGAACAAUUCGUUGAACCCAACUCAUUUCAGAAACAGCUCCCAUCAUCCAACUCAGUGACUCAAAUAGCUCCGAGUGUGAUAUUCAAAGAUCAUCAGCUGUUAAACCCAGGGUAAACUUAAGGUUUUCAUAUCUGGGCACCUUAAACUUAUAACAAUUGUAAGGAGGGUUUAUCUGGUACAAAAGAGUGGGUUAUUUUGGGAUCAUUUGUAAUGGGGGAGGAAGCACCUGAAUCAAUGAACCUUGAUUUGAAUCUGGAUCCUACCCCUGAGCCAGGGCCGGGAUUGGUUUCGGUUGAAGGUGUGAAUUCGAAUGCUUUUGUUGAUAGCCGCCCGGUUACUAGGAUUAUGGAAGCUGUUAGGCGCAGGCGAUGUCAACAGAUUUUUGGAAGUCCUGCUGAAAAUGUAGAAUUGAAUCAAUCUAUUGGGAGUUCAGGCGAUUUGAAUACAUUGCAGGUCAGUGAAUGCAGUCUUGUUACAGAUGAAAGUACGAUUGAUGUACCGAAAGCAUCUGAAAAUACCAUUGGAUUUUCAGAAGAUGAGGUUUCAGAAAAGAAGGUUAAUGUUGAGAAGGGUGUUAGCAGUGAUGGCAGUUUUUUCGAUUGUAACAUAUGCCUCGGUUUGGCCUGGGAACCUGUUGUAACUUGUUGCGGUCACCUGUUUUGCUGGUCUUGUCUCUACCGAUGGUUAAAUGUACAUUCCAAAGCAAAGGAAUGUCCUGUCUGCAAAGGAGAGGUUACGGUUAAAUCGGUGAUCCCAAUUUAUGGGCAGGGGAAGAUUACCUAUGAGUCAGAAGAGGAUUCGGGUCUUAAGAUCCCUCCUCGGCCUACUGCUUGGCGGGUGGACAGUUGGAGGCAAAUUAUACAAAGGAGUGCUUUUAAUCUUCCCAUAGGUGAGAUGAUUCGCAGCAUUGGAAGCAGAUUUCAUUUGACUCGUGACCCUACUCCAUCGCAGCUUGCUAAUACUGCCCAGGAAACUGCUGAAAGAACUCAUUCUGUUCUUAACAGGAUAAUGGCAUCCCGCAGACUCCAUAGAGCACAAAACACAGUUGCAUCCCUUGAUGAUGUUGACUUGAUGCAUAGCAGUUCAACCAGUACCGAUGUUAUGUCUUCCCGGAUUCAUUCUUUGUUUCUUGAAAGACAAUCACAACUGCGAAGAUCCGCAAGAAUUACUUCAUUGUCAUCCGCAUUGACUUCUGCAGAGAGAUUAGUUGAGGCAUAUUUUCGAAGAAAUCUGGUGGGAAGAAAUCAGGAGCAGCCACCACCGGUUAACGAUAGAGAUUCUUUGUCGAGUGAUGCUGCAGUAUUAAACACGGAGAGUCAAUUAGAUGCUGCGGUCGAAAUAGACUCUGCGAUAUCAGUCUCAACUUCAUCUUCUAGUAGAAGAAACAAUGUUUCAAGGGUUUUGGAUGUAGACGGCGUCAACCCUCGACCGGUUAGGAGAAGACUGAACUAGGAGCUAGAAAGAGUUUUUAUCAUAUCUCAAUGUCAUGAAAUUGCCCAGCAUUGCGCUUCUAUUGCUUUUUCUGUUUUACAAAGAAUUUAGUUAAUCAUAAAGCUUUCAAAUAUGUUAUGAUCACAUUAUGACAAUUAAAUUGUCAAUCAUCCUUUCAUAA